Fulmarus glacialis (Northern fulmar) is the source of this 1124-nucleotide messenger RNA. RefSeq names its product disks large-associated protein 5-like. Gene Ontology annotation, molecular function: microtubule binding. Gene Ontology annotation, biological process: mitotic spindle organization; regulation of mitotic cell cycle; kinetochore assembly. The annotation marks the transcript as partial. The transcript has 8 exons. The record is from RefSeq and is a predicted model, not a curated record. NCBI's taxonomy places the organism in Eukaryota, Metazoa, Chordata, Aves, Procellariiformes, Procellariidae. Gene Ontology annotation, cellular component: spindle pole centrosome; cytoplasm; nucleus.
CUAAAGAUCUUAUUCGCACCACAAUUGGUCAGACAAGACUGCUCAUAGCAGAAAGGUUUAAACAGUUUGAAGGGCUGGUGGAUAACUGUGAAUUUAAACGGGGUGAAAAAGAAACGACGUGUACAGACUUGGAUGGAUUUUGGGACAUGGUUAAUUUUCAGAUAGACGAUGUGAAUAAAAAAUUUGAUAAUCUGAAGAAACUUCAAGACAAUGAGUGGCAACCACUUGAUGUCCCGAGCAAAGCAAUUGUCAAGAAAAAGACUAUUCCAAAUGGAGUGUCUAAACCAAAGCUGGGAGCAGCUGGCAGAACUGCUGCCCGAAACCGGCUUGCUGCUAUAAAAGCAGCUAUGAGGGAUAAAAUGAACCAUGAGGGAGCUGCGGAUUGUACACAUCGGGGGAAGCUACCAGAGGAGGAAAAAGUGGUUUUUGAAGCGGGAUUUUUCAGAAUUGAAAGCCCUGUGAAAACCUUUCCAGGCUUGCUUUCAAAGGCACCUCGCAGAUCUUCCCAGCAGACUUCUGAAAAACUGGCAACUCCAAGAUCAUCCAGUAGAGCUUUGCUUCAGAGCAUUCCUUCUGUUCUUUGUAACCCUGAGGAUACAACUGCAAAACAAACACCACCAGUGCUCAAAGGCUUCCACCCAGCACAAAAUUUGAAAAUGCACCAAUUUCCCACUGGAAAAACUCCCCCACUGGAAAAACUCCCUGGUGGUUUUCUUGAACAAAGCGUUUCCAUAGUUGCAGAAGAACACAGUCCUAUUGCUGGCAUAGCAGAGGGAACUAAGGUGCUGGAAAAUUCUAGCAGUGAAUUAAAAGUAACGGAUGGCAUGGAAGAGAUGGAACUAUCUGCUACGGAGCAACAAGGACAAGAUAUUGUCAUGUGCAGUCCGGAGAAGGAGACCUGCACAGAGACUAACUUUGCUCAGUCCAGAGAACCAAAAAUACAUCAAACAGGUGUUUCAUGUAGUGAUUUGACAUCCAUUGGAAGAAAUCCUUUUGAUAUGCCGAUGAUGGAUGCUGAGCUUCCCUUCACUCCAGUCAAGAGCAAAGCCCAGAAGUUUGCAGCAGCUGAAGCAUUCAGUGACCUCAUUGUAUUUUCUCCCCUUUCUCCCUCUGGGGAAAAAUGA